Lindgomyces ingoldianus is the source of this 7773-nucleotide messenger RNA. RefSeq lists its product as uncharacterized. Gene Ontology annotation, cellular component: endosome membrane; fungal-type vacuole membrane. NCBI's taxonomy places the organism in Eukaryota, Fungi, Ascomycota, Dothideomycetes, Pleosporales, Lindgomycetaceae. Bases 279 to 7529 code for a protein of 2416 amino acids. Gene Ontology annotation, biological process: phosphatidylinositol phosphate biosynthetic process. The record is from RefSeq and is a predicted model, not a curated record. Gene Ontology annotation, molecular function: metal ion binding; ATP binding; 1-phosphatidylinositol-3-phosphate 5-kinase activity. The transcript has 2 exons.
CGCAUGCAUCCAUGGAUCGCCAUCCUCGUCCACAUCACCCACCUCACUCACCAGCACCACCAACAUCACACCGCCCGUUCACGUGCCCGUACUCUCCAUAAAAGGCUUGGGGCAAUAUUUCCACUAUUGCUGCUGCCUCUGAUGCUGAACUGCGAACCCCCCACACCUGAUGCUGCUCCUCGACGAGUGCUGGCACCUCCCGCCUCCAUCCUUCCAGUGCCUCGCCGCCUGCGCCGCUUCCCGUAGAGAUCCCCGGCGUCCACGCUGCCGAUAUCAUCAUGGCUAAAGACUCCCGCGGCUCUCUCCAGCACACGCUGGACCACAUACACACGUCUGCCUCGCGCUCAGAGGUCCUGACAACCUUUGACGACCUAGCAGCCCCUGCAGUGUCGUCCUCUGUGACCGAAGUCAAAGCUAUUGAGCUGGUGCAGGGGGGUUUUAGUGGCCUUUACAGCCGCAUCAAGGCCUCCGUGGGAGGUGUGAAGGAGAACGGUGUUGACACUGCAGACGAUGCAGUUGUUGGAGGCAGUAAGAAUAAGGCCGCGACAAAAGCGGGGCAGACUCCGAAAAGCCCCACUAAUACGGCUGUGUCGUCCCCCGUUGUAGUCUCGGUGCCCUCCUCGAGGCUGCAAUCGCCCCUCGUAGCAAUCUUCCCCGACAAUCCGCUGCCACCCUCACGGGACUCGAACGUGUCCAGCUCCGCUGUGUCGACGAGGCCGUCGAAUGGUUCUAAAUCUUCGCUUGCCACGACCAGGUCGAGGCCGUCAAUAACCUCGAGCGCUGACCCUGCUAAAGCAUCUAGGGACGACGAUCCCUAUACCCAGAGCCCCGUCAGCUCCCACUCCAAAGCACCGAGCGCAUCCGCCCUUGAUCCGCCUGCAAAGGCUGUCUCGUCAAUCAUGACGCCCUCCCUAUCUCAAACCAAAGAAUCGCCCCGGCACGCACCCGUCCAAGACGAGCCUUUUCGACCCCAAAAAGGCGACAUGGAUCUUAGGGAUGAAGAAAGCGAUACGACCGAAGACGAUCUCGUCAUGGUGGAUGGUGGAGGCUUUGCCAAUGACAACGCCAGAUUUGCCUUCUCCCCGGAAGGUCCGAACGAUGGAUUAGCAAGUAUCAAUUCUCGCGCAGAGCACCAGUACAGGUCUUCUUCGUCCGCCACCAAAGGGGACACUUCCGAUACUGUAUCUGAAAUUACUGGGAUUCCCCGUUAUACGACAAAUGCUCAGACGCCAAUGCUCGCUCCAGCACCGCAACGUCCCCAAUUGGUCCAGGUUGGCCCCUCACACUUACCAGGAUAUCGGCCUUCAAGAGCAUCCUCGUCCGAUGGCUUAAGCUCCAUCAUAACGUCAACGACGGUCCGGAGUCCGGGAAUCCCACCGAUUGAGGAAGCGAAGCAGCUACCCAAACCAUCGUCUAAUAACCUCCCUAACAAUGCCUUCUCGCAGAUGCGGAGGAAGAUCCUGGACCGAGAAUUCUGGAUGAGAGACGAGAAUGCGAAGGACUGCUUCAACUGUGGAGAUGCCUUUUCCACUUUUCGACGGAAACAUCAUUGCCGUACUUGUGGACAGAUUUUUGAUGCCAAGUGCACGUCUCUGGUGUCUGGUAAAAUGUUUGGACAAUCCGGAAACCUUCGCGUUUGUAAACCGUGCGAAGCCAUCAUUUACGGCAAUGAGGACGACUCUUCCGAUUAUACAGAUGACGGAGACCAGGGCUCUCUCUAUGAGCAAGAUGAACCACUGGAGCUCGGACAGGGCCAGUUCGACCCUUCAGAGAGUGACCAUACGAAGAUUGGCACACCAACAAUUAGCAUUCCCAUGUCACGAAAAGCAGGUAGCGAGAAGAAACGUCGAUCUGCUGUGAUUGAAGUCGCCCCUCCCACCCUUGCACGCCCUAGCUCCUCGAGAUCGCUCCGCUCCCUGAGUGGUAGACCGCGAUCUUCAAGCCAUAAACGUCACCACUCUCGUCACCAACACAUGCGCAACGUUAGAUAUGAUGAUCGGGCGCCAUUUCACCAGCACGGCUUUGAGAUUGGCCGCAACCGGUCGAAUCUACCCGCAUUCCAUCAUGACAACAUUAUUGACCCAGACCUCGCACCUUUCAUGUCGGAUGAAGACUCUAGCGAAGAAGAGCAGGCAAGCAUUUUUGCAGCCCUGAGAGGAGACUCGCCUUCACAUGCUAGCCUGGAUAGUGAAAGGAGCGGUCUUGGCGGGCUUUUCGCGGCCAUGAGGAAGGGAAAGUCUAGAACUGGUGACCGAAGCGUAGUCAGCGGAGGUCAUGCGCGGGAUACCGACAAUGCUAGCGUCACAAGUCGUCACGUCAACCGUAAUUCACGGAGACGAAACCUUAGCGUUAGCAGUGUUGCUCACCCAAGGCCUUCACCUAAACGUUCCAAAAGUAAUAGCCUACUUAGGUCAUUCGGCCCUAGCCUUGGAGGUACGGGUUCAAUAGUGCAGUCACCUACCCCGCUACCCCAACCUCAACCAAUGCUUCCUUCAGGGUCGAAGAUUACACGUAGUGCCUCGAUGCGUGGUGGAAAUGCCCCUGCCAUUGAAUUGAAUCAAGCGAGUCUGGAGCAUGUACGGAAGCUGUUGAAGCAGUUGCUCCAGGAUGCUGCUAUACCGUCUGUUUCGAGCUGGGAGAAGGCACUCAUGCCAAUCUUGUUGCAGUGUACAGACGAUGUCAAUCCCGACGUUCAACGGCACGACGAUAUUGAUAUUCGGCACUAUAUUAAGCUCAAGAAAAUUCCUGGAGGCAAGCCUAGCGAUACAUCUUACGUUUCUGGUGUUGUAUUCACCAAGAACAUCGCUCUGAAAAGUAUGCCGCGCAGCAUACCGAACCCGAGGAUCAUUUGUGUCACCUUUGCAAUCGAAUACGCUCGUCACCAGGCGCACUUCCUGAGCCUAGAGCCGGUCAUUGCUCAGGAACGAGAGUAUCUUCGUAACCUUGUGAGUCGGAUCGCCGCCUUGCAACCUCAUGUCUUGCUCGUGGAACGCAAUGUGUCUGGUCUUGCGCUUGAGUUCCUGGAGCAGGCGGGCAUUGCGGUCGCCUACAACGUUAAAUUCAGCGUGUUGAAUGCCGUGGCAAGGUGUACAAAUACCCGGAUGAUUUCUUCAGUGGACAAGCUAGCCAUUGACCCAUCUCAACUUGGACGCUGCGAGAGUUUCGAUGUCAAAACAUAUGUGCACAAGAAUAGUAGAAAGACUUACAUAUACCUCUCUGGGUGUCAGCGAGAGUUGGGCUGUACAAUCGUUCUCCGAGGCGCCGAUAUGGAGAACCUGAUGAAGCUGAAGCGAAUCACAGAGUUUCUGUGUUACGUGGUCUAUAACUUGAAGCUAGAGACCUGCCUCAUGCGCGACGAAUUCGUCCUAAUCCCUUCGACUUCCAGUGGUGGAAGCUUGACAUCGAAGAAGCAAAGGGACGAGUGCGCGCAGUGUGCGCCGGCCGAAAUUUCUCAAGCCUUGAUCGAUACUGGAUCUACCACUGGCGCUUCAAGUAAAUUGCCAUCAGAUGCUGUUGCUGCAAACACCACCGACGGAGCACAACUCACCACAGGGGAGCUCCAUGUACCACAUGAUGAGCCUGCGCCAUCGUAUUACAGCGAAAUGGUGGAGAAGCACAACACGAAAAUCCUCUCUGCCUCUCCCUUUGUCAAAUUCAUGCAGCCUUAUCUACUCAUGCAAGCCCGUGAGCAAGAGAGGAAGCUGAGAUAUCUCAAGAAGCUGCGGGAUCAAUACUCCCCGGUCGACGAUGAGAAGGUCUCUGAAGAAGCAAGCCAAAAAUUCGAAUUGGUACAGCCAGAAAUGGUACAUACGAUGGUCGAACAGGCUUCGAAGCAAGUCCGUGAUUUCCUCCAUGCGGUUCAUGCAGCUGAAUACGACAAAGCCCUGCACAACUACCAAACGCAGAAGCGCCAGUGGGAAACAUACCUAUCUGGAAACAUGAACUUGUUCGAUCCUUUCAACCACCAGAAGAUUGCAGUCCUCUACAGCGUCGUCAAUUCCAUCACGUCAACGCCUUGUAUUGGGCCUGAAAUCAUCGCUUUAGGCUUCUAUCGCGAACAUGACUAUACCGAUGGCUUUACCCCUGAUUGCACACUUGGGCAAUAUGUCGAAGAUUUGUGCACUGGCGCUGGGACCCUCUGCGAAGUUGAUGGGUGCAAUCGGAGGCUGUUUGAUCACCACCGACAAUACGUCCACGGUGAAGGACAAAUGAGCAUAAUUGCUCAGAAGUAUCCAUCCAAGAUCCGCGGUUUGCAGAACACUAUUCUCAUGUGGAGUUGCUGCAGAAUUUGUGGCCAAGAAACUCAAGUAAUUCCCAUGUCCGAGAAUACUUGGAAAUACUCAUUCGCGAAAUAUCUUGAGUUGACCUUUUGGAGCAGCGAGCUGCACCCUCGAGCUGAUGUUUGCCCUCAUGACAUACACAAAAACCAUGUUAGGUACUUUGGGUUCAACAACGUGGCGCUUCGAAUCCAGUACGACCAGGUUCAACUCUAUGAGGUCAUUGUGCCGAGGCAAACGGUCACAUGGAAAGUCGAUAGUGACCUAAGGUUGAAAAAUGAGUCGUUUUUGAAGAUUGAGGAGAAGCUGGACCGGUUCAUGACCUCCGUCCGCGCCCGGCUUAGGAGCAUUCACGUCGAGAGCGUAAUUCCCGAGAAAGUCGAGAUUUGCAGAGCAGAGGUGGAGAAGUUGAUGAAGCGCGCGAAUGAAGAAAACGAGUGGUUGAGGCGCAAGCUCCAGCAAAAAUAUAUGGGCUCAAGAUACUACGAAAUCAUCCCACUCAACCGAGCAAUUCGGGCGAUACAAGAAAAAGCGAUCGCCUGGGACGACACGUUCAACGACUUUGAGCAACAAUUUUUCCCGUCCGAGAAGGAUAUCAGGCGACUAGCGGCGCUCCAACUAAAGAGACUCUUCUUAGAGCGAGACGAAUCUACUAGCUCCCUUACAUCGGUCGAAGAAGGUGCUGAGCCUGGUAACGAAGACUCUGAAACAAACGAGAAAGGGGAACCCCUUGCUUUAACGCCCAUGCCCUCAACAAUGUCUCCGGAGCGCGCGCGAGAUAUGUUGACUUCGGUUGUCGAAGAAGAUCAGUCCCAUGGUGGGAAACAAUCCCAUCUCGAAGAGAAUGCCCCAGCGGAGCCAAUUCCUACCACUAAUUCUCCACCUGCUCACCCAGAAUUGCCGAUUCAUAUGUCCAUUGAAGCGUUAGAAAGGGAGGAUGUCCGUCAUCUUGACCUCGCAGUGUCUUCAAAUUUCCCAGAGCAUGCCGUAUCGAAGGAAGAGCAUAUUCUGAAGACACCAACCCUUUCUCCAGAAUCACUAGUUCCCCCCGAACCAGGAUCACCGACCCCUAUCGUCCUCCCUAAAGUUAAUCCUAUCGACAAGAGUGCAGCAGUUGCCGUCGAGAACAUGCAAACAUCCCCGCCCUCAACGCAGGCGUCAACUAGCACACUCGAGUCCAAGAUUCCGAGAUUGGUGGAUACUAUUCGGCGUGAAAAUGCGGCUCGGCCUGUUGCAAUGACCCGAGCACAGUCUCAGCCCGGUAGUAUCCCAAAGCGGGAUUCAGCGUCAAGCACUUCAUCAAGCACCACGGCUGGAUCAAGUACUGGAAGCAAAGUGGACGCGCUCAGUAUCACUUUGAGCGAAUCUGCAAAGGCACUCGAGAGACGAAUGGCUGAACGCCUCGGGUAUCCUUUCAGACAAAAAUCGUCAAUGAUCCCUCGAUCCGUGCCGGCCAAUAAACAAAAAGUGCCAACAAAGGUAUCCACCCUAGCCAAACAUUUCGAGCAGCUUUCCCGCGAAUUUGAGAAAGAGCGCCAGCGUGAGCGACGUCAGCGUCAAGAGCGAAGUCGACAAGCCCGUGCGUAUCCUCUUGCAUCAUCAAAACCCAUCGUCGAGGUGUACAAAGAUGUCCACGAAGCUGUUCAUGGUCAUAGCCCAUCGGAUGAAGACCUCCAACCUUUGUCGCCAACGCGUAUCAGCACGGACAACAGCACACUCGGGGAUAGUUCUCUGACAGAAACCACUGGUCCGACUACUGCCUCUCAGUCUCCAGUAGAAGAACGCCACACUAGAGACUCCGCCGCAAAAGCUGGAGAAGGCGAAGAAGACCGACCUGACACUGGCAACACAAGCCAUCCUCCUUCUGACGUCGAGAACGAAGCCAGUGACAUCGAGAACAUACUCGAAGAGGUUGGAAUUCCGGAGAGCAUUGCGAGCUCACAGCUUCUGUCUUCUACCGAAUCGCAAUUAGAAAGUUCGCUAGAGUUGCCCAAGCAUGAGAAGACCACUCUCAUGAAAAUGCUAACCAGUUUUUGGUCCGAACGUUCCGCGAGCGGUUGGGCGCCUCUUGAUUAUCCUUUCCCAAACAUCGACCAUGUAUGGGAGGAUUCGGACAUUAUUAUUCGAGAGGAUGAGCCAAGCUCCAUCAUUGCCCUUGCCCUCUCGAGCAAAGACUAUUUAGACAAACUGGACGCUUUCCGUGCAGACAAAACGGUAGCUGAGAAAGGCGUCGGAGGUCUCAACGAAACCGAAGCAUCCAUCGAGCGCAAUCUCCUCAACGAAUCCAACGAAAACAUUCGCUAUAGCUUCAUGAACCGCGGCGUAAAAGCCCAAUGCAAGAUCUUCUAUUCCCAAUCUUUUGACGCACUUCGUCGCAAAUGCGGUGUCGCCGACCGGUUUGUAGAAUCUAUGUCACGAUGCUCAAAAUGGGAUUCGAAGGGCGGUAAGAGCAAAAGCAUUUUCCUAAAGACGCUGGAUGAUCGCUUUGUCCUCAAAUCUUUAUCACCGAUCGAGGUCAAUGCUUUCUUCCGCUUCGCGCCCAAUUACUUUGCCUUUACGCACCAGAACCUUUUCAAGAGCUUGCCGUCGGUCAUUGCGAAGAUGUUCGGCCUCUUCCAGGUCCAGAUCAAGACGCCCACAGGCAGGGAUUUCGACUGCUUUAUGCUAGUCAUGGAGAAUCUGUUUUAUGACCGCGAACCUAAUCGGAGGUACGAUCUUAAGGGCUCGAUGCGCAAUAGGAAGAUCCAGGUCACGGGGGAGAGGGACGAGGUCCUUCUGGACGAGAAUCUGGUGGAUAUUAUUUACAGCGAAACGCCGAUUUUUGUACGCGAGCAUACUAAGAAGUUGCUGAAGGCGAGUGUGUGGAAUGAUACGCUAUUUUUGAGUCAGCAAAACGUUAUGGAUUAUAGUCUUAUGGCAGGGUUUGAUGAUACAAGGAGGGAGAUUAUUGUGGGGAUUAUUGACUGCAUCCGAACCUACACAUGGGACAAAAAACUAGAAUCCUGGAUCAAAGACCGCGGCAAGAACAAGCCCACAAUCACUUCCCCCAAAGACUAUCGCUCGCGCUUCAGGAUCGCGAUGGAGAAAUAUAUUCUCCAGGCUCCCAACUGCUGGCACCAGUUCUCAGGGAGAGUGGGUGGUGCCGCUGCCGCUGGGCAAUCGACUAGGAUGAUGAGGUUGGAUAAUAGAGAGGCGCAGGGAUUGGAGGCGGAUGGGGACGAGGUAGCUAGGGUGGCUGGGGGGAGGAUUUGAAGGAGGGAAGAGUGGUUGAAAUGGGAGUGUUAGCGAACAAUUUGUGUGAUGUUUGAUGUUCGGUGAGAGCCGUGACAUGAUUGAUUGAGUGAAUGAAUUCUCAGAGCAUAGCGCGGGCGUUUAGUUGGGUUGAGUUCGUCAAGACAAAUUAUCGCAUCCCUUCACGAGCACCAUUUACCCUAGAGCUUAGAUAUCCCAUGGCUUACAUGUAGCCAGCCGACUUCACUGACUUGGCUUUCUUUGC